Rotaria sp. Silwood1 is the source of this 375-nucleotide messenger RNA. The record is from the annotation of a GenBank genome assembly. Lineage: Eukaryota; Metazoa; Rotifera; Eurotatoria; Philodinida; Philodinidae.
AUGUCACUAUGGGAAACAUUGUCUGAUCUAUUAUAUUCUUCAACAUCUGUUGCUGCUGAUUUGUUAAAACGUACAAAUGAUAUGGAAAAUCGACAAGAUGAAUUAGAAAAAUUUGCAUAUGUUUUUAAUUAUAAAAAUCGAGAAUUAACAAAUGAAAUAGCUCCUCGACAACAUCAAGUUAAAGCUUUAAUUGAACAAUAUAAUUAUAUGGAUAAUGAAUAUGAUAUAUUAUGUCAAAAUAAUGAAAAAUAUUCAAUAAAAAUAGCUGAUUAUAAAAUUCAUAAGUUCUACGAAAUAGUUGCAAAUAUGAAAAAAGAUUUAAAAUUAUGUCGUCAUUUAAUUGAUAAAUCAAAACAAUUAAUCAAAAUUAUUUGA